AGUCACCAAAGAUAGCUCGAAUUCGGUUGAUUUAAUCAAAGAGAAUAUGAAUUUUAAUUUCGCAAGUAACAUGCUUUUCGUCUAAGAUGGUGCUAAGGAUUUCGUUCACAACAAUUAUAACUUGUGUGUGUGUGAUCGAAGCUUUAUAGGAACAGAAACGGUUAUGGGGAGUGUGGUGAAAUUCAACAUUUUUGUAGUAUCAGUACUUGCUUGUCUCAGUAAAGCAGCGGCGCAAUGGGGUGGACCCGGUGGACGAGGCACGGGGCCGUACUGGCGGGGUGCAACCACUGGUGUUGGUCCCAGGCCACCGCCGAGACGAACGGAUCUGUGUUGCAAGCAAAGCGUCAGCUACGGAGGCAGUUCAGUUCCGGUGCCAUUGGCCAAGAACUGUAAAGACAUCUUAGAUUUCGGUGGAGGUCGAGACGGUGUAUAUACCAUCUAUGUAUCUGACCUGGAGAGCUGUAGCAAGAGAGAGGUUUACUGUGAUCAACAGAGGGACGGCGGAGGAUGGACGGUAAUCCAACGGCGUUUCAACGGCAACCUCAACUUCUACCGCGGUUGGCAGGAGUACGCGAAAGGCUUCGGGUUUCUGGACGGGGAGUUCUGGCUGGGGUUGGAAUGGAUACACCUACUCACACACCAGGGACCAACCGAGGUUCGAAUCGACCUACAGGACUUUCAAUACGAAGAGGCACACACGGUUUACCGCUUUAUAUCAGUGUCCGACGCGGCUAAAAAUUACACGCUGACCGUACGGCGUUACGACACGUCGUCAACCGCAGGCGACGCUCUCAGUCCUCACAACGGCGCCCAGUUCUCGACCUUCGACGCCGACAACGACCGAUGGAGCGGUAACUGCGCGUCCGAGUACUCCGGUGCCUGGUGGUACACGAGCUGCCACACCGCUAACCUCAACGGUGUCUACCUGGGAGGACCGACGAGCGACUAUGCCAAGGGCGUGGUCUGGAACUCCUGGAAGGGGUAUAGCUACUCCCUCAAGUUUGUCGAGAUCAAGAUAAGACCGCUGCCACCUCCGUUUUGAUGUUGUAAUAGAAAUCAGUGAGAUGGACGCUUUAGGGGGAUAAUGGAUGUCCCCCGUUAAGGAGACAAGUUACGCAUUAGUGUACACACGUGAACUUUGAACUACGCUGGUCGGUGUGGAGAUGCAUCUAUGAGAAUGACUUUUGUGACUAUUUUAUGUAAAAGAAUCGUAUAAAAUAUGGAAUGUAACAGCCCCACCGCACUAUUUUGUCCAGGAGGGAGUAGACCUCCCUGCAUGGUCACUGACAGGUGGUUAUCUCAUCAAAUAAGCUCU
Messenger RNA from Strongylocentrotus purpuratus (purple sea urchin), 1315 nucleotides. Its product is annotated as microfibril-associated glycoprotein 4-like. The coding region runs from base 164 to 1042 and encodes 292 amino acids. The transcript is spliced from 4 exons. The record is from RefSeq and is a predicted model, not a curated record. Lineage: Eukaryota; Metazoa; Echinodermata; Echinoidea; Camarodonta; Strongylocentrotidae.